Molecule: messenger RNA, 1491 nt
Organism: Anopheles merus
Lineage: Eukaryota; Metazoa; Arthropoda; Insecta; Diptera; Culicidae
Exons: 2
Coding region: 1-1491 (496 amino acids)
Source: RefSeq, a predicted model, not a curated record
AUGCAAGCGGUUUCUGGUGGUGGCGUUGCUACUGUGACACGGCCACCCGGUAUCGCUCGACGCAACGACGGACAACAGCCGAGUUUAGCUGCAUGUUCAACGGUGCAAGCGACUGCUGGUGGUCGUGUUGCUACUGUGAUGCGGCCGCCCGGUACAGUUCGACGCAUCGACGGACAACAGCCGAGUUCAGCUGCACGUUCAACGGUGCAAGCGGCUUCUGGUGGUGGCGUUGCUGUUGGGGCACGGCCGCCCGGAAUCGCUCGACACAUCGGUGAUCUGCAGCCGAGUUCAGCUGCCUAUUCGUCGUUGCAAGCGGCUGCCGGUGGAAGUGUUGUUGUUGGUGCACGGCCGCCCGGUACAGUUCGACGCAUCGACGGACAACAGCCGAGUUCAGCUGCACGUUCAACGGUGCAAGCGGCUGCUGGUGGUCGUGUUGCUACUGUGAUGCGGCCGCCCGGUACCGUUCGACGCAUUGACGGACAACAGCCGAGUUCAGCUGCACGUUCAACGGUGCAAGCGGCUUCUGGUGGUGGCGUUGCUGUUGGGGCACGGCCGCCCGGAAUCGCUCGACACAUCGGUGAUCUGCAGCCGAGUUCAGCUGCCUAUUCGUCGUUGCAAGCGGCUGCCGGUGGAAGUGUUGUUGUUGGUGCACGGCCGCCCGGAACCGUUCGACGCAUCGACGAACAACAGCCGAGUUCAGCUGUCCAUUCGUCGUUGCAAGCGGCUUCCGGUGGUGGCGUUGCUGUUGGGGCACGGCCGCCCGGAAUCGCUCGGCGCAAUGACGGACAACAGCCGAGUUCAGCUGCACGUUCAACGGUGCAAGCGGUUUCUGGUGGUGGUGUUGCUAGUGUGACACAGCCACCCGGUAUCGCUCGGCGCAACGACGGACUACAGCCGAACUCAGCUAGAUGUUCAACAGUGCAAUCGGCUUCCGGUGGUGGUGUUGCUGUUGUGACACGGCCACACGGUACCGUUCGACUCAUCGAAGGACAACAGCCGAGUUCAGCUGUUUAUUCGUCGUUGCAAGCGGCUUCCGGUGGUGGAGUUGCUAGUGUGACACGGCCACCCGAUAUCGCUCGACGCAACGACGGACAACAGCCGAGUUCGGCUGCACGUUCAACGGUGCAAGCGGCUGCUGGUGGUCGUGUUGCUGUUGCGGCUCGACCGCCCGGAAUCGCUCGACGCAUCGGGGAGCUGCAGCCGAGCUCAACUGCCCAUUCGUCGUUGCAAGCGGCGGCUUCCGGUGGUGAUGAUGCAGUUGUGGCACAGCUGCUCGACUCACUCGUGUCAGAUGAUAUGAGUGUUGAUGCGGCUGAUUCACAAUUGCAAAACACAUCGGCUUGUUUUAACGAGAACGAGCCGACGGUGUCUGCUGCACAACCAGAACCGACUGGUAUUGUCGGGCGACAGCAACCGUUGGCUUCAGCUGUGCUUUUGCGUGACACAGUUGCAGGGAGUUUGGAUUCCCCAAUUAUGUUUUAUCGAAUGUGA